CGUAUGGCUCUUGGUUUAUACUGGGUCGUGUGUCUGGUAUUGUGAUUGGCCGCUGGGGCUUAAUCCCCCCGUAGUGGGCGGGGCUUUCUAUAGACACAAGGGAGAUGCACUCUGGAGUCACUCAACCGGGGAGGAAACCAACUUGUGUCCAGAAUUUAUUAAUUCGUGACAUUUGCGAAGAACCAAAAUGGCGAGCACAUUCACCCGUAUGAUCGCCGGCCGUUACCCUGCCGCGCUCCUGGCGAGCCUUGGCGCGGGCACCGUGGCAGGUGGCCUCCUGCUGAGCGACAGCGCUCUGUUUGCAGAGGGAAAGAGGAGCCUGUACCCUCCCAGCGCGGACUUCCCUGACCUGAGGAAGCACAGCAACUGCAUGGCGGCGGCGUUGACGCCCGCCAUCUACGCCCGGCUGCGGGACCAGGUGACCCCCCAGAACUGGACCCUUGACCAGUGCAUCCAGACCGGGGUGGACAACCCGGGACACCCCUUCAUCAAGACCGUGGGUGCAGUGGCCGGAGACGAGGAGAGCUAUGAGGUGUUUGCCGAGCUCUUCGACCCCAUCAUCAAAGACAGACACAACGGUUACGACCCCAGAACCAUGAAGCACCCCACCGACCUAGAUGCUUCCAAGAUCACCAACGGGGUGUUUGACGAGAAGUACGUGCUGUCGUCCCGCGUGCGCACCGGACGCAGCAUCCGCGGGCUGAGCCUGCCUCCGGCGUGCUCGCGAUCCGAGCGCCGCGAGGUGGAGCGCGUGGUAGUAACGGCGCUGGCCGGCCUGAAGGGGGAGCUGGCGGGUCGCUACUACGGCCUGGGAGACAUGUCCGACAAGGAGCAGCAGCAGCUCAUCGACGAGCACUUCUUGUUUGACAAGCCAGUGUCUCCCUUGCUCACCUCGGCCUUCAUGGCCCGAGACUGGCCUGAUGCCCGAGGCAUCUGGCACAACCACGAGAAGAACUUCCUGAUCUGGGUGAAUGAGGAGGACCACACCAGGGUGAUCUCCAUGGAGAAGGGAGGCAACAUGAAGCGGGUGUUUGAGAGAUUCUGCACUGGACUGAAGCAGGUAGAGCAGCUGAUCCACGAGAGAGGCUGGGAGUUCAUGUGGAACGAGCGCCUGGGCUACAUCCUGACCUGCCCCUCCAACCUGGGCACCGGCCUGCGGGCGGGGGUCCACGUCCGUCUGCCCAUCCUGAGCAAGGACACACGCUUCUCCAAGAUCCUGGAGAACUUGCGGCUGCAGAAGAGAGGCACAGGCGGCGUUGACACGGCCGCUACCGGAGACACCUUCGACAUCUCUAACAACGACCGUCUGGGCAAAUCAGAGGUUGAGCUUGUUCAGCAGCUGGUGGAUGGCGUCAACUACCUGAUUGACUGCGAAAAGAAACUAGAAAAGGGCCAGGAUAUUAAAGUCCCUUUCCCCGUUGCUCAGUUUAAGAAGUAUUGAAUUGGCACUCAAUGACUUAUACUUGAGCAUUUCAAGUCCUGUCAUGCUAGUAGCCGCUGUAGCAAUAAAAAGGCCUUCCCAAGUUUCACAUCUCGUUCCAUAGUAAUUUCUGUAUCUGCCCUAUACAGCAAAUCAGAACCUGUUUCAAAGAUAUAAUAUGUGGUUAGUUGGAUGCUUCUACCUCAAAUUAUGCUUGUUACUGUUUAGUUUAGCUCAAUAAAUAUUUCAAUGUUU
Messenger RNA from Gadus macrocephalus (Pacific cod), 1675 nucleotides. It is a transcript of the gene ckmt2a, whose product is annotated as creatine kinase, mitochondrial 2a (sarcomeric). NCBI's taxonomy places the organism in Eukaryota, Metazoa, Chordata, Actinopteri, Gadiformes, Gadidae. The coding region runs from base 188 to 1441 and encodes 417 amino acids. Gene Ontology annotation, molecular function: creatine kinase activity. The transcript is spliced from 10 exons. Gene Ontology annotation, biological process: phosphocreatine biosynthetic process. Gene Ontology annotation, cellular component: mitochondrion. The record is from RefSeq and is a predicted model, not a curated record.